This is a messenger RNA of Ricinus communis (castor bean), 905 nucleotides long. RefSeq lists its product as uncharacterized. The transcript has 3 exons. NCBI's taxonomy places the organism in Eukaryota, Viridiplantae, Streptophyta, Magnoliopsida, Malpighiales, Euphorbiaceae. Bases 139 to 552 code for a protein of 137 amino acids. The record is from RefSeq and is a predicted model, not a curated record.
AGUUGAGAUAUGCACCAAGAAAAGCAAGAGUUCCAAGCUUUGCUGCCUACUGCGUAUUGCGCUUACCCUUUUCAGUUACUAGUUGACAUCUUUAACUACCGUUCAAAAUCCAAUCAAAGCUUUCCAUAGGAGGAGGAUAUGGCCUUCACUAUACCACACUAUAAAGUCACUAGCUUAUCCACUUUCAGUCAAAACGCAUCGUUUCAUCGUCAAUUCCACUACCAGAGACCCAUAGCAAUAAGAAUACCCAUAACAGGAUCACCAAAAUUGCCAAUAAUUCAAUGCUCAAUUGACAACAGCAAAAACACUCUCAGAACAUGCAAGAAUUGCAAAACCCAAUUUGACCCAUCUCUUAAUCAUCCUCUUGCUUGUCGUUUCCACACUGCCCAUUUUGGAGGGGAAACCAAGAGGAAGUUUGAAAGUGUUUACUCCGGAGGCACUAUGGAUACUCCUGAUUCUGGCAUAGUUUUUCAAUAUUGGCAUUGCUGCGGGUCUGAAGAUCCUUUUGAUCCUGGAUGUACUGCUGCUCCUCACUCUUCAUAUGAUGACUGAUAUAAUUGACAAUAUUUCUGCAACCAAUGCAUUCUGCUUUUUGUGACAAGUUUAAGGCUGAGAAGUUAGUUGUGGUUGAGAUGCUUAAUCCUGGAUGCUAAUAAGAGGUAUGGCAAUGAAUUUGUAUCAGUCGCAAGUUCAGUAAAGUAAUCAUCUGUUUGUUAUUCCAUUCAGAAUUCACAUCUUGUUAUGUAACUAGCAAUUCCUCUGAAAUUCUUGUGAAUCUCAAAGUUUUCUGAAUUGAAAUUCUGAUGUGGCCUCAGAACAUUAAUUAAAGCCUUGUACACUGUUUGCAACUGUUUCUCGUCUAUAAGUUCUUAUGGAAAAGAUGUUUUGAGAUUGGUACUUAUUCA